GAAACUAAGAGUUGUCUGUAAUUGUUGGAUAUUAUGUUCGUGUGUUUAAGGUUAACUACCCAUGUAGAUAUUCAUGAUACCGUAGCAGUGUCGAUGAUGCAGAUUUAUUUAACUUUAUAAGUCUCUGGUCUUGCUCUCAGUGACCAUUUCAGCUUUAACAUGUCUUGGUCUCAGUUAUAUUCUCAAACUCCUUACCAAGAAUCUUUGUUACGAUGUAAUAUUCAAGAAAAUUCAGUGUGGUACAUUUCGUGGUACCUCCUCUAUGCGGGAAGUUACCUCUCUUGCACCAUAUAAAUACUCCUUACCGUUGUUUUUGGAUGGCUUUUGAUAUAUUUUGCAAGUUCCCAAAUUUAAAUUCUCUCACUGGAUAAAUCAUCUGAUCUGUUACUGAUAAGCUAGUCUUUUGAAGUUAUUUAUUUUCUUCUCACUAAUUUUAUUUUGUUUUCACUAAGGACAAAGUGAGUGGGUGUAAUCAACCUUUGUAGUGAGAUAUGUACAAUGUGUCACGCAUAAAACCCUAAACACAUGAUUAGAACAUAAAGAGAUAUGUUAUAUUCCUUUACAAACUAUGUAUAAAUUUAAUAAUUCAGAUUUGAGAUUCCUACUCUGAUCCUUAUUUGUAUGGCAUUAAGAGAAUCCAAAAAGUAAAGCGUGAAACAAGAGAAGAAGGCACCUUUGCUUUUUUUCCGUGACCGUGAGGCAGCAACUCGCAUGCGCCUCUAACCUUACGAGUUAUGCUAUGUAUUUAAUUUAAGACUAUAAUUCACAAAAUAUACAAAAAAUUGCUUUCUUUCAAUUCAUAAACAUAUCUUAAAAUUAAAACAAAUAAAAAUAAUCAUAAAAACUGUUUUUUUUUUAACUUAGCUUUCAUAUAUGAAUGCAGGAGAAAAAGUUAUCAUAGGAUCAAAUUAUGCCCUUCUUUUUGUACAUUAAGUUAAAUCACUCAAGGAAAAAUACAAGUCCAUAGGCUUUGGUGUUUUAGGGCACAUCCAAGCCAAGUACAUUUAGCCUAAAUCAAAGAUCAUAACAGAGCCCUACAAGAACCUCAAGAUGGAGGAAUGAAGCCUAGAAGAGGAGCCAAUAGUUGAAAAUGGGGCAAGUAGGGUAACCAAGGUUCUAUAAAUCGGUAUAGAUGCCCGUCUAGGCUUAAACUCGUUCAUAUCCGUCUUAAAAUCCGAUUUAUUUGAUUCAAAUCGGUUUAAAUUAUUUUAAAUUGGUUAAAAUCAGUUUAAAUCGAUCUAAAUAGUCUAAAUCUGUUAAUAUUAAUCAAUAAUGUUAGUACAAAUUCACAAAAUAUCUAAUUUAUUUUGUUUCGUAUAUUUAAGUUUUAUAAUUCAUCAUAAUAAUUUUAUAAUUAAAUUCAAAAUUAAUAUAUCUUAUAUGAAUGUAUAAAAAAUAUAAAAUAAAUUAAUAAUUCGAUAAUGCCGAAACUGAAUUAUAUAUCUAAUUGCCAGUUUUUUAUAAAGCGUCUAAUUACCACCUAGUGAUUUCUUGAACAUUGGGCGUAACCGAAGAGUUUGGUCGUAGAACUCUGCCGGUGAAGGAUGGAGACAGAGAGUUGACAAAAAGCUCAUGCAAGCCACUUCUGGAAGAGAGAGCAGGAUUCUUGUCCCUAAAGCUGAGGAUGUGGUCCUUUAGAUGCCUGUCCAGGAAUCUCAAGAUUACAUCUACAUAGCGGAAAGUGUUACGAUGGAGGCGACCCUUUGGGACCCCUCGUGUGAUCCAGACAAUACUUUCCCAAGGUACCAAUACCACAACUCCUUGUCCAGUUAAAAUAGCAUAAUGUCCCGUUGACUACUUUGCAUAAGUCUUUCCAUCUAGUUCCCAUUCAUAAUAAUCAUCAAACUGUUGACAACUGGAUUGUAGUUAAGUACGCUUGAAGAUGCAAGUGUUUGUCAGAGCGAGCAUGAGAAAGAAUCCAAAUGGUUGUCUCUGAUGAGAGUUGAUAGUGUUGCAUCCUCUUGAAUCACACAAGAGAGAAGUUGGAGUCCAUAAAAACUGGUCGUUUAGUUAGACUUUUCUGUGACCUAAAAAUUAGUAUUUAUUAAAUCACAGAAAAUCCAGAGAAUAUAUUUAGCAGCUCCAUCCACCGUACGUAUCUCAUGAAAAAUCUGAAAAGUAUUUUAAGAACAUAAAACUGAAAAGUAAUAAAAACAAAGGAGAGAACAAGAUAUGGUGCUUGUAAAAGAAACUUUCUGUAACACUUUAGAACUUUUCAGCCACGUGGCCUUCUUUCAUUGGACAGUUAUUUUAAAUAAAUAAAAUUAUUAACUUUUGAAUUUUUAAGAACUUUACAUGGGUUAUCUUGAAUAUUAACUUGAUUUUCCUAAUGUGAAUUUUAUGGUAAAAUAGCAAAAAGGGUGAUAAUCGAAGACUCGAGUCAAAUGUCUGGUCUAGUCAAAGACGAUGAUGUGGCUGAGUAUACUACUCCACAAACUACGUAAAAGAAGUAAAGAAACUGUUUGACCAACAAAAAAAAGAAACUAAAUGAUAAGUAAAUUAAAUAUGUUUUGCGAGUCCUUAUUCCUAAGAAUGGCAAUAACAUUACUCAGACAUUUAUUGUUCCUCUUUUGUUUAGGCAACACAGUAAACGAUGUUAUGAUAUGUUUUCAUAUUUAGCCAGAGACGUCAGGUUUCUUGAGUCUAAGGUCAUUUCUUUGCAUAAGAGGAAACUUUGUCACCUGAGUACAGAGCCGCCUACACUAGGAAAUUUGAAACAUUCCCUUCUGUUAAAAUUUUAUAGGAAAUAUUAUAUAGUUUGUCCGUAAACAAAACGUUAUUGAUUGAUUCAUAUUAAUUCUUUACUAUUAUAACUUAGAUGUUAAUAGGACAAGUUAAUUAUAUCCUAUUAUUUUACAGUUAUAUCCUAAUAUGUUCAUCUUUUUUUUUCAUCUUCUUUUCUUCUAUCAUAAAACUUUGUUUUUCUUCAUAUUUUAAAUUUUUAUCUAAUAUUUUUUUUAUCUUAUUUGUUUAUUAAUAUAUUUUACAAUUUUGAAAUAAAAGUUCUGUAUAUAAGACUAAGUUUUAUAUUUAUCAGUUAAACAUGACAAUGAAAAAUCAUUCUACCCAAAUUUUAUUUCAAUUUUAAUUAAUUUUUAUAUAAGUUCAUCAUAAAACAAUUUGACUUAACAUAUUAUUUUUAUUCUGUUUAGGGCAUCAAAAAUUCUUCGCACGGCUCUGCCUGAGUAGUGUAAGUAAUGUGCACCAGCGGAACGAUGUUAAAGGGUUGUGAGGUUGAAGUGUGUUCUAAAAAGGAAGGGCUUGAAGUCGCUUGGUUCCGAGCUGUCUUAGAGGAGAACCCUACAAAAAAUCAACAGAACAAACUCCGUGUCCGCUACACGACUCGUCUAAACAACGACGGUUCCUCUCCCCUCACAGAAACUGUCGAGCAGAGAUCCAUCCGUUCGAUACCACCAAAGGAUCUUCAAAACAGCGUCGUUUUGGAGGAAGGUUCGGUGGUCGACGUGAAUUAUAAACAUGGGUGGUUGGUUGGUUUUAUCGUAAAGGAAAAAUCAGAGGGUGACAAGUUUUUGAUUUACUUGGAUUCACCACCGGACAUAUUCGAGUUUAAAAGAAACCAGUUGCGUGCUCAUCUUGACUGGACCGGUUCGAAAUGGAUCGUACCAGAAACCAAGGAACCGAAUAAGUCCAUGUUUCACCCCGGAGCAAUGGUGGAAGUCAGUUAUGUCGUCAGUGAUAAAAUGGAAUUUGCAUGGCUCCCAGCGUUGACGGUUUCAGUGGUUAAAGACGACGAUAAGAACAAAUUCCUUGUCAAGUACUUGAGUCAGAAGUUCAGCACCAGUGAUGAGCCAAUACAAAUACCGGUUGUUGAUGCACACCGUGUUAGACCCGCACCACCGCCUGCUUCUUCAACCGAAGAAUAUACGUUAUCGGAAACGGUAGAGGUGUGGCAUCGUCUUGCAUGGCAUCGAGGGUCAGUGAUGGGGAUUCGCUUUGAGAAUAUUUACUUUGUUAGUAUAGAGUUUACAAAAGAGGAACGUGAGUUUAAGCACUCGGAACUUCGACCCUUGAUGGUGUGGGAACAUGGGGUUUGGCGUAAAGGACCAAAGGUACAAAUGGCCGUAAAGGAGAAUACAAUUGGCACUUGUUCUGGUGCUAAGCCACUCACUAAAGCUAAUAAUGUGGCUGCCACUGGAGAAUCGAGUAAGAAGAAGGCUCAUGCUGUUAUGAAUGAUAAAACUCCUCAGGGCACAACCCCACCAGUAACAUCAACUGGAGAGUCUGUUUCACUUGUAACCCCAUCCCCAAUCAUAACUAUAACAUCACUGAUACAAACUAGAACUGGAGGAAAAAAAUCCUCUGAAAAUCCUCUUAAUAAAACUAGGAUUCAGAUUGGCUUGACAAAUGAUCCCACUCGAAGGAAGUUUGAUAUGAUUGUUUUUAAAAUUUACAUGCAGAUGCCUAAGGAGAAGAAUAUCGAAGCUACUAGUAGCAAAAGGCAAAGAGAACAAGUAGUACAACACUCGCACCUGAAUAAAACUGGUAUGUUUUGGUAUCUUUUUCUCUUGCUAAAAUCUUUUGUCUCCAAAGAUGGUGAUGUUGAUGCUCAGCCUUUCUUUACUUGGAUAGGAAAUGUAUGUGCUACUUUGGAAGAUAGGAUUAGGCAAAGCCUACAAAAGGGAAAACUUGUAAAGGAAACUCCAAAGAAACCAAUAAGGCGCUCUUCUUUUGGUGAUAAGCCUAUGAAUCCACAUGACAAUGGCCAAAUACUCACUCGAGCUGCCAACGGAGGAUUGAAAAAUAAGAGGGCUAAUUCUAUGGUGAAUGAUAAAGCUCCUCGGGUCAUAACAUCAAUAGCUGGGACUAGCAAUGGUUCAAAUGUUGUACAGCCUCUCUCUGCUUGGAUAAUGGGUUUGCCUUUUGCAAAGACGUUACCAUUUUGGAAGACGUAUGAAUCAGCCGGUUUCGAAUGUUUUCCACAACGACCUCACUUCAUCCCAUUGCGUAAAGAUAAAGAGAAUCUCCGUGAGUUGUCGGCGGUUGGUAUGAUAGUCACCUUUUACGGGUUACUAGACGAAGUAAAAGCUCUGAAGCUGGAUGAUCCCAUGAGCAAGCUCAAGGAUCUCAGUGUGAAAUUUGCCACACUAGAAAAGCAUGGUUUCAACAUUAAAUCUCCUCAAGGUAUAAUAAACAAAUUGUUGUCUCUUAAAGAUGUGCGAGCUAAGAAAGUUGAGAAACAACAACGUUUUGAGAACAACAUUGAAAAAGAAGAAAUAGAAAGUCGCAAGUUACAAUAUAAGAGGGCUGGGCUGAAGCGCAAGAUAUGUGAGCUGCAGACACAAUCUGAAGUUGCGAAAGUGAAGAUGGAAGCCGCUGAGGAAAAUAUAGCAGCUAUGAAGUCACAUACGAAAAAGAUUGGUCGAGAAAUUGAAAAUGUGGCGCUUGAGUUUCAAAAAGUUGUAUCCGCUUCAUGGUAAUUAGUUAAUACUAACAUCUCCUUCCUUUGGUAAAUGAAACUAAAAGAGUUGUCUGUGAUUGUUGGAUAUUAUGUUUGGGUGUUUAAGGUUAACUACCCUUUGUCGAUGAUGCUGUUUUGUUUAAUUUUAUAAGUCAUUUCACUACAAGAAAACAUAGUCAUUUCUGACGGAAUUUCUGAUGGAAUAAAUAUUCGUCGGACAUUUCUGACAAAAUUCUGACGGAUUUACGAGAAAUAUGAAAAUUUACCAUUCGUCGGUAUUUCGUCGGAAAUAUCCUAGGAAUUUCCGAUGAAAUAUCAUUCGUCAUAAAUAAUCGAUAAAAUACCGACGAGCCCCAAGGAAGAUUAAACUAUUUAGGGUAUAGAUUUGGGGUUUAUGCUUUCAUCGGAAAUUCAUCAGAAAUUUCUGACGAAAUUCCGACGAAAUGAAAAAAUUCCGUAGGAAAUUCGUCAAAAUGUUCCGACAAAUUUUUGACGAAACUAUUCCUAGGAAAUUCCCAACGAACUUCCAACGGAUUGCAUAACAUUCGUAGGAUAUUCAUCAUAGCUUUCCGACGAAUUUUCGACGGAUUGCACAACAUUCGUAGGAUAUUCGUCACAAAUUUCCGACGACUUUCCGACGAACUUGAGUUUUAGAUAUGAAAUAUUCAAAAUAAAUGUUAAGCCGGAUAUAUUAAGUGAUAAAUAUGAUGUGGGUUAAUAAUACUUCAAUUAUUUAAGCUAUAUAUAUAUAUAUAUAUAUAUACUCUUGCGAAUGAUGCAUCGACAUAUACAUAAUAUUUCUCGUUAACACUUAUACACUUAAGCACAUACUUUCCAGUGAUCCAUCUUAUAAUAUUUAAUUUGUGUUUUUUCAAGUGUUUUUAAACAUUAUGAAGAUUUUAAACCCCUAAAGGUCAUCAAUUUAUUAUCAAUGGCUAUUAUCGUUCUAUUUUUUAUAUGUUUCGAACCCCCAAUACGUAAUUCAUCGGAAAUUCGUAGGAACUUUCUGACGAAUUUAUGACAAAUUUCCGACGAAUGUGUUUCUGAUGAAUUGCUGACGAAAAAGAUAUAUUCCGAUGAUUUUCCGACGAACAUGGUAUAUUCGUCGGAAAAUAAAAUUUGCCCGGGAAAAAGCCCGCCUAUUUUUUUGCGAAGAACCAAAAUAAAAAAUUCCAACGGAUUUCCGACGAACACUUUCCAUCAGAAGUUUUUAAUAUAAAAGCGUAAACCCCUUCUUCUUCCCCAUUUCUCUUCUCACUCUAAACACACACAAAUUCUCUCAGAUUUUCUCUCUCUAAUCCGGCGAUUCUAAGUCUUAAACUCCUAAAAUCUACCUCACAAAUUAUGUAAGUCAUCUCUUUCCUUUUCUCAUUUGACUUAUGUUACUUUUUGAUUGUGAAAUUGUGAAUUUUAGGUUUUAAAUGCUGGAUUUAUGUUAGGAUGAAGAAUUUUAUGAAUUAUAUGUUAGAUUUUGUUACUAGGUUGUGGUUUAGAUAGGUUUUGAUUGUGAUUUUGUGGUUUGUUUAUUUAAUUUGUUGUUUUAUGAAAUUUAAAAUGUUUUUAUUAUUUUAUAAAAUGUUUUUCAAAAUUUUAAAACCUUUUUGGAAUUUUUAUAAUUUUCGAAAAUUUUAUGUAAAUAUAUAUAUAUAUAUAUAUGUAUAUAUAAUUUUCAAGUUUUUAUUAUUGUUGUUGUUUUAAAACAUUUUUUUUUA
Molecule: messenger RNA, 7131 nt
Organism: Brassica rapa (field mustard)
Lineage: Eukaryota; Viridiplantae; Streptophyta; Magnoliopsida; Brassicales; Brassicaceae
Product: DUF724 domain-containing protein 6
Source: RefSeq, a predicted model, not a curated record